Messenger RNA from Amoebophrya sp. A120, 1402 nucleotides. NCBI's taxonomy places the organism in Eukaryota, Dinophyceae, Syndiniales, Amoebophryaceae. The record is from the annotation of a GenBank genome assembly.
AGAGACGCGCGGCCGAAGACCACAUUUUCAUAUUUUCAAACCGAAAUGAAAUGGGAAAAGGAUCGAUGAGUUCCUCUAAUUCACACAAGAUCAAGAUGUUGAUGUAGUUAAUCAAAGCGAAAGCGAUGUCAUUGCAGUUUUUCUUCCGGCGUUGUCGCCUGCGCCAGCAGGCCGCCGGCGGUCGAGCUCCUGCUGUCAGUCCAGGGACUUCUAAGUACGGCUCCGCGUUGCUGUCCACGGCGACGUUUGGCGCGGCAGGGAUGUUGUUUCAUCUCAGUCCUGGUAUAGUGGUUCUUUUGCUAGAAACAUAGAUGGGGAAGAAACAUAUUUUAUAUUUUCUUGUUAAUUUCAAAUCUUCUUCAUUGCUCAACAACGUCGAGGACGUGGAGUAUGGGCAAGAAUAUUGAUAAUUCUCCCAUCAUUUUUCAACAUCAACUGAAAACAAGGUAUCGCGAAUGGAUUAGUCCCUGCAGCUACAGAGGACGAUCCUUCGGCUUCGAAUGGCCCCACGAAGACUUCUAACAUGCAGGACAUCGUCUUGGACGACAAGGGUGGGCAAGAAUUCACGGAGGUGGAGAUCGAAGAAGAUACGGAAAUAAGCGAAGAUGCUGUCGCAAGCCAGGAGCAGGAGGGCCUGUUCUUCGAAAUGCGAGCCGGUGACGUCCCAGUGGUUGUCGUGGAGAUGCGGCGCCCUGAAUCUCUUUUCCUCACACCAGGAGAUGACACAGGUGCAGCGCGUGAGGCGGCCUUCGGCUUCGGGCUGGGAAAAACUAAAACAAUUUCUGAUAACAAGAAGAUCCCGGCUGAACCAGCCAGAGUUUUUUCCUAUUCGCAGUUGACAGCACAGAUUAAAGAUGAAGGUAAGAAAUAUCAGAAUGUGCCAGAGAGUGACCAGCGUGACAGUCGCACUUUCGGCGUGAAUGGGAGCAAUGUACUAGUUUAUCAGCAGAUUGGCAUGCCAGAGGAUGACUCUCAGAAGCCUAUUGUUGUUAUUGAGCACAAAGGCUUGCAGUAUAUGUUUCAGAAAGAUGAUCAAGGCACUUCUUUUCACAUUGUGCCACUUGAUAUUUUAGAAUCUUCACAAGGAGAAAAGGAUGAACAAAAAACGAGCAGCCGGAAAAGUAGCAGAAGAAGUAGCAGAAAAAGUAUGAGGAGCUUGAGGGGAGGACAGUAGGAGGUGCAACCCUGAAGCUACAGCGCCCUCCCUAGCUUCACUCCAGAACUAAAAAGAAUUCCACUUCUAUUUUCACCCUGUAUUGGCACCGGGUAGCAUCAUCAUCUCGUCCAUCGUCGGUACAGAGCAUCAUUUUUGUCAUUGUGAUAAUCACAAAUGCUGGAACAAACUCAGAGAGUACGACUUGAUAGAAGAAGAUUUCUCAAAGAACUCGACGAGAUACCCAAC